AUGGCGACAGCUGAGACUCAUGCAGACGAUCCACGUGUCUAUCUAACGUUAUCUUCAAAUGUCUUACGUGUUCUCGUCACCAUCGUCACAUACAUAGCCACAAAGAAGAACGACGCCGCCGCGGACAUGGAGACUUCGCAAGGAAAAGAAGAGCCGCAACAGCUGCACAACGAGAAGGAAGAGGACAGGCCCCAGAACCAUGACAGCAGUACUAAUCGGCCAAUGCCUCUCAUGGCGCUCAAUCACGUCUCCAGGCUCUGCAGAUCGGUGGAAGCCUCCGUCGAGUUCUACACCGCCGUGCUUGGCUUCGUCCCCACCGGUCGCCCUCCCACCCUCGACUUCAACGGCGCAUGGCUGUGGUUCAAUUACGACGUGGGAAUUCACCUGGUGCAGGAGGAGGACGGAGGUGACCUCCCCGAUGCGUCCCUUGACCGUCUCGAUCCGAUGGACAACCACAUCUCUUUUCAGUGCGAGGACAUGGGGGCGAUGGAGCAGAGGCUGAAGGAUCUGGGCGUGAAGUACCUGAGGAGGACCAUCAACGAGGAAGAAGGGUCGCCGAUCGACCAGCUGUUCUUUAACGAUCCCGAUGGGUUCAUGAUCGAGAUCUGCAACUGCGAGAACCUGGAACUCGUCCCUGCAGGAUUCCUGGGGCGGUCUACGACCCCCCGCUCAAAAUGAAUCGCUCGGAUCAGACCUCGGAAAUC
Molecule: messenger RNA, 704 nt
Organism: Musa acuminata subsp. malaccensis (wild Malaysian banana)
Lineage: Eukaryota; Viridiplantae; Streptophyta; Magnoliopsida; Zingiberales; Musaceae
Product: glyoxylase I 4-like
Source: RefSeq, a predicted model, not a curated record